UUCGGGGAAAGCCUUCCCGGCUCCGGGCGGCGGCGGCGGGCCGGGGCGCGUUCCAGACGCCCUCGGGCAGGGCGCGGGCUGCAGCGCCUCGGUGGGGUUCCGGAGGCUGUGGGGGCCCUGGCUCCAGAUGCGGAAGCCAUGGAGUUGAGCUGCAGCGAUGUUCCUCUAUACGGGCAGAUGACCGUCUAUGCAAAGUUUGGCAAAAAUGUUUAUCUUCCUGAAGAUGCCGAGUUUUACUUUAUUUAUGAUGGAUCUCAUCAGAGACACAUCGUGGUUGCACGGCGCACUGAGGAUAAUGUUCUCCAAUCCAGCGUUCCAGGCCACGGGCUUCAGGAGAUGGUGAUGGUGUCUGUGUGCCUCUGCUCAGAAGGUUACUCCCCGGUGAUCAUGGGCUCUGGCUCCGUGACCUACGUGGACAACAUGGCCUGCAGGCUGGCUCGUUUGCUGGUCACCCAGGCUGAUCGCCUCACAGCCGGUAGUCAUCAGACCUUGCUGACUCCAUUUGCCCUGACGGCGGGAGCUUUGCCUGCUUUGGAUGAGGAGCUCGUGCUGGCUCUGACCCAUCUGGAGAUGCCUCUUGGGUGGACUGUCUUGGGAAAUUAUUCACUUGAAGUGUCUUUAUGCAGAGAGUCUCUUCUACACCUGGCUAUGAGAUGGGGCCUGCCUAAGCUCUCUCGUUUCCUCUUGUGUCUCCCUGGGGGAGUUCAGGCUUUGGCUUUACCCAAUGAAGAAGGUGCCACCCCAUUAGACUUAGCUUUACGUGCCGGAUACUCCGAGCUGGUUGAAGACAUCACAAAUUUCCAGGGCAGACGUUUCCCUGACUUUUCCCGGGUGCAGCUCAGUGAAGAUGCCUUCCUGCAGUAUAUUCACUCCUCAGAAACGCUGACCUUGACUCUGAACCACACGGCUGAGCAUUUGUUGGAGGGAGAUAUUAAACUCUUCAGGAAAUACUUUUGGGACAGAGCCUUUCUCCUCCAGGCUCUUGAAGAUCAAGAAGCCAGGCCGGAGGAAAGACAAGACAUGCCUUCCAGUGCUGCAGAAACUGAAGAAGAGAUUAAGAAUUUGGUGUCUGGCGGAUCAUCACCGGAAAAGGAAGGCGAUGUAAAGUGUGUGGAAAGCCCGGUGGUUCAACCGAAGGAACCCGAAGACCGGGACAGUCUAGACGCGGAUCACUCUUUUGAUGUCUUCAAAAAAUCCAAGCGUUCCCCAGCAUUCUCUGCUGCAGGCCAGCUCUCUGACGUGCUGAAUGGUGGCGAUGAAGUUUAUGCCAACUGUAUGGUGAUAGAUCAGGUUGGCGAUUUGGAUAUUAACUACAUUAACAUAGAAGGUAUCACUACAAACACCUGCCCUGAAUCGAUGGGUUCUACUCUGGGACCUCAGAGCUGCAAGCAUAUCCUUGCUGCGGAAACCAGCCAUGGAAAAUACCCGCUAAGUGAGAAGAAGGAAGUGGCCUCAAGUACUGAAGCUCGGCAGUCCUUCGCAUCACCAUCUGGUUCAUAUGCUUCCGAUUUUAAUCUUUCUUUUGGUCUUCAUGGAUUUGAAAAGGAACAAAGUCACCUAAAGAAAAGAAGUUCCAGCCUCGAUGCCCUGGAUGCCGACAGUGAAGGGGAGGGGCAUUCUGAACAUUCACACGUUUGCUACACUCCAGUGUCUCAGAGUUCCUCAAGAACCGGGAUCCCUAGUGGGGAUGAAUUGGACUCUUUUGAGACCACCCCUGAACCAGAUUUUAGUAUCUCCAGGACCGAGUCCCUUUCUUUAUCAAGUAACCUGCAGUUGAAGGAAUCAUUACUUUCUGGAGUCCGCUCACGUUCUUAUUCCUGCUCAUCGCCCAAAAUUUCUUUAGGAAAAACUCGGUUGGUGCGUGAUUUUACGUUGUGCGGUUCUAGUGAAGAGCAAAGAGCUUACAGCUUACCGGAGCCACCAAGAGACAAAAGAAUUCAGCAAGAAGAAUGGGAUAAAUAUAUUAUACCUGCCAAGUCAGAGUCUGAAAAAUACAAAGUGAGCCGAACUUUCAGCUUUCUCAUGAAUAGGAUGACAAGCCCUCGGAAUAAAUCCAAGACAAAAAGCAAGGACGCCAAAGACAAAGAGAAACUGAGCCGACAUCAGUUUGUCCCUGGAACAUUCCCUGGGGUUCUCCAGUGUUUGGUGUGUGAUAAAACGCUCCUGGGGAAGGAGUCAUUCCAGUGUUCCAACUGUAAUGCAAACGUACACAAGGGCUGUAAAGACGGUGCCCCUCCAUGUACCAAGAAAUUCCAAGAGAAACAUAACAAGAACAAGCUGCAGACCACCCUUGGAAAUUCUUCAUUCCGAGACAUCCCGCAACCUGGUCUCUCCUUGCACCCUUCUUCCUCCAUGCCUAUUGGAUUGCCCACUGGGAGAAAAGAAACUUCAGUGCAGGUCCAUCCAUUGUCCAGAAGUGUUCCAGGCACUACCUUGGAAAGUUUCAGAAGGUCAGGGCUAUCCUUGGAGUCUGAGAGUGACGGGAACAACUGGAGAAGCAGGUCUCAUUCCGAUGAACUUUUACAGUCUAUGGGCUCUUCUCCUUCCACGGAGUCCUUUUUAAUGGAAGAUGUCGUGGAUUCUUCUCUGUGGAGUGACCUCAGCAGUGAUGCCCAGGAGCUGGAGGCAGAAUCUUGGAGCCUGGUGGUGGAUCCCUCGUUUUGCAGUAAGCAGGGGAAGGAUGUCAUCAAAAGACAGGAUGUCAUUUUUGAGCUGAUGCAAACAGAGAUGCAUCACAUCCAGACCCUGCUCAUCAUGUCCGAGAUCUUCAGGAAAGGGAUGAAGGAGGAGCUCCAGCUUGAUCACAGCACCGUGGAUAAAAUCUUUCCUUGCUUAGAUGAGUUACUUGAAAUCCACAGGCAUUUCUUUUCUAGUAUGAAGGAGCGAAGGCAGGAGUCCUGUGCUGGUGAUGACAGAAAUUUCAUCAUCAAUCGCAUUGGAGAUAUUCUGGUACAACAGUUUUCAGAAGAAAAUGCAAAUAAAAUGAAGAAAGUAUAUGGAGAAUUCUGUAGCCAUCACAAAGAAGCCGUUAGCCUCUUUAAAGAACUCCAACAAAAUAAAAAGUUUCAGAAUUUUAUUAAGCUUCAAAAUAGUAACCUUUUGGCCCGACGCCGAGGAAUCCCAGAAUGCAUCCUGCUAGUCACUCAGCGCAUCACGAAAUACCCUGUCCUGGUGGAAAGGAUUUUGCAGUACACAAAGGAAAGAAGUGAAGAACAUAAAGACUUGUGCAAAGCUCUGUGCUUAAUUAAAGACAUGAUUGCCGCUGUGGAUUUAAAAGUCAGCGAGUAUGAGAAAAACCAAAAAUGGCUUGAGAUCUUGAAUAAGAUCGAAAACAAAACCUACACAAAGCUCAAAAAUGGCCAUGUGUUUAGGAAGCAAGCACUGAUAAGUAAAGAAAGGACUCUGUUAUAUGAUGGCCUUGUUUACUGGAAAACUGCCACAGGUCGUUUCAAAGAUAUCCUGGCUCUCCUCCUAACUGAUGUGCUGCUCUUUUUACAAGAAAAAGACCAGAAAUACAUCUUUGCAGCUGUUGAUCAGAAGCCAUCCGUCAUUUCCCUUCAGAAGCUUAUUGCUAGAGAAGUUGCUAAUGAGGAAAGAGGAAUGUUUCUAAUCAGUGCUUCAUCUGCCGGUCCUGAGAUGUAUGAAAUUCAUACCAACUCCAAGGAGGAACGGAAUAACUGGAUGAGACGCAUCCAACAGGCAGUAGAAAGUUGCCCAGAAGAAGAAGGGGGAAGGACAAGUGAAUCUGAUGAGGAGAGGCGGAAAGCUGAAGCAAGAGUGGCCAGAAUUCAGCAAUGUCAAGAAAUCCUCAGUAACCAAGACCAACAAAUUUGCACAUAUUUGGAGGAGAAGCUGCAUAUCUAUGCUGAGCUCGGAGAAUUGAGUGGACUUGAGGAUGUCCAUCUGGAGCCCCACCUCCUCAUUAAGCCUGACCCAGGAGAGCCUCCCCAGGCAUCCUCAUUAGUGGCAGCGGCACUGAAAGAAGCCGAGAGCCUGCAGGUUGCAGUGAAGGCCUCACAGACGGGCGAUGCAUGCCAGGCAUCCGAGGAAGGUUGCGGAGAAUCUGCCUUGACAGAUACGCUGGGUCCCCCUGACGUGCCAGGAUCUUCUACAGCUUCACUAGUCACAGAAAGGACAGGAGGAAGAGGCUGUUGGGAUGUGGAUCCUGGGACCCAGGGUGUGGGAACCGACCUGGCGGUCUCUGAUGCAGGGGAGAAGGUGGAAUAUAGAAGUUUCCCAGGUGCUUCACAGUCAGAGAUUAUACAAGCGAUACAGAAUUUAACCCGGCUCUUAUAUAGCCUUCAGGCGGCCUUGACCAUUCAGGAUAGCCACAUCCAGGUCCACAAGCUGGUUCUCCGGCAACAGGAGAGCCUCUCCCCAGGCCCGUCUUUUCGAGGGGGCCCGCUCUUUCAGGACCAGGAGAAGUCCCGCCACCUGGAGAAGCAGCGGGAAGAGCUGGCCAACGUCCACAAGCUCCAGUACGAGUUCCAGCAGGAUCAGCGGCGCUGGCACCGCAGGUGCGACCAGCAGCAGCGGGAGCAGGAGGCCAAGGCGAGCCGGCUGCGGGAGCGCGAGAGGGAGUGCCAGUCCCAGGAGGAGCUGCUGCUGAGGAACCGCGGGGAGCUGGACCAGCAGCUCCAGGAGUACCAGCAGAACCUGGAGCGGCUGAGGGAGGGCCAGCGCCUGGUGGAGAGGGAGAGGGAGAGGAUGCGGGUCCAGCAGAGCCUGCUGUGUGGCUGGAAACACAGUCGGCAGAGUAGCCUUCCCGCAGCAUUUUCUCCAGGAAGCACAGAGGUAAUGGAACUUCAUCGAUCCGAGAGUUUGUGUCAUGAAAAUUCAUUCUUCAUUAAUGAAGCUUUAGUACAAAUGUCACUUAACACUUACAACAAAUCGACUCCAUCGGGUGUCCAUCAGGAUGCCACUUAUCCCCAGAAUAUAUCUAAUUCGGAUUUGGUAAGGACUAGUGAAAACCAAGUAGACCUCCACCUGGACGUUUCUCAGCCCUUGGAUGUCAACCAUGAACUGUGGACAGCUGCUGGGUCCUGUCAUCAGAUACCCCCUCUCCACCAAAGCAGCAAGGAUUCUUGUAAAAAUGAGGUUAAAUGGCUUUAUUCAUUCAAUGCCUGGGGAAAGGAGUCGAAAGCGCAAACGUGUGUUGUGACCACAGGCAAGCAUACUUUGUCUCCAACUGUGAUAAAAGAGCAGAGAGCAUUCUAGGUUGAUCUGUGUUGCUCUAAUAGAGAAAUCAUUGCGGGGGCAGGACGGUUUGUGGUGUUUACCUGAUUAAAUGAAGGAGGUUCCCAAUUUUAUAAUAAUCAUUGUAUCCGUUUUUUGGAGCUUGGAAUGUCUCUCUCGUUCUUAAUUUCUUUUUUGCUAAGUGAUUCUUCAAAAUGUGGUACUUAGGGAGGAUAAGUAUUAAACGUUCAAAGUCUCUUAAUGUAAUAAAAAUGGUCAAGCCGUUUCCAUCACCAUAAGAAAUGGGAAUCCUGAGACUCUUGAUCGGAUGUGCAAGUGGCAGUGGUCCCCUGAGUUCAAAUCUAGAUUAGUUCUUAAUUGCGUGAUGUGGGGCGAGGAAUUUAAGUAGCCUGAGCUUUCGUUUCCCAAACUGUAAACUGUGGGUUACAACAUUUUGAGGCUUAAAAGAGUGAUGGCUGUAUCAGACCUGGAAAACUUCUUGUGCCCAGAAGUCACGCUUUGCACAGGGGUAGUUAGAAGCAUCUUCACUAGUCGCGUGUUCAGUAGUUAGUGAGUUCGAGUAUUUGAGGUACAGGACUUGGAAUCAGGGUUAGUAAAAUCAAGUCACGCAAAUGUAAAAGAAUUUUCUUCUCCUCCCCUCUCCCCGGGGUCCCCCUCAGCUUCACAGGCACACGUCAGCUCCUCCAGGUGACUUGUGUUUAUUUUCGGGGGCUCUGGCUGCCCCUCUUCCAGUGGGCCUGCCUCUUACUGGAAGGAGUGAUGAACGGACACGUAGCCAAGUGUCCCACGUCCCUGAAGACAGAGCAGCAUGAGGACGUUUUACUCUUCCCUCCAGGCCUUGCUUCCUGUCUUCCCUACCAGCUAAAGGUCAUUGGCAGGAGGGCAGAAGCCACAAGCAUUUUUGUCAUUAGAAUCCUACCAGUUAUGGGUACCCAUCUAAAUAAUAGAGUCUUGGAGUCAAAUGUGGCAAUGUUUAUAAUGAACUCUUGUUGAUGACUGAAGAAGGAGUGGGUGGGCUUCAGGCUAUCCAUCUUUCUCGCCUGGGUUUCCACGCAUACUCCGCCUUUUGCGCCGACCGAAGCCAGUCAUUUGUGACUUUGCCAUAUAAGUGAGCCUCAGGAAGGGUGGUCAGUAGAACAAGGGAAGAGAAAAUGGUUUGCAGCAACAGCCUUUCUUUUCUUCAAGUAGGAACCCCUCUUUGCCUUCCCUUACACCGUGUACUAGAGGGUUUUUAGCAGAAAAAGGGAAAAUAGACGAUGCCCUGCUGUUGCUAGGUAACCAGAAAAAAGAACCCAGCCGUACUUGAUACGGGAACAGUUUUCUCUAGCUAAGUGGUUUGUAGAGUGUUAAUUAGAUUUGCAUAAUGGUGAGGCUGGCCGGUCUCCAUCCUUCAACUCCUUUUUCCCCCACCCCUUGCCCACAUUAAUAAAAUCCCAGCCAUAUUAUUUGAGUCUUGAGGUCAGUUCUUGACUUUGAGAUAUUCUGAGGGGAGGGGCUGUGCAGAUGCAAAUAUAGUUCAUCGUCCAUAGCUAGAGUAUAUACCGUAUUUCUAAGACCUUGAACCUGUUUUUAAAACAUAAGUGGGCACCCUUGUUCCACAGUAGCAGUGUUUUAUCUGCCCGCAAAUGGUGACAAGUCUUUAUUCACUAGACACUCCCUUAGGAUUAUUUUGUCAGGGUUAUUUUUAGCCAUAGGAGACAUUUGAACGCACACCCAACCACAUCUUGACGAUACAUUGAUUAAGUCAUUUGAUGUGAUUGCAUUUUGUCCCUUUCUCCUUGGACUCUCGGGUUCUCUCUGUGGCUGAAUAUAUGGGCACUGCAUGUCCCAGGCUUAGAGAGCUCUGAGUUACAGUGUCACCUGCCUUGGAGGCCUCGCGCGGAUCCUCCUG
Molecule: messenger RNA, 7087 nt
Organism: Felis catus (domestic cat)
Lineage: Eukaryota; Metazoa; Chordata; Mammalia; Carnivora; Felidae
Gene: ARHGEF28
Product: Rho guanine nucleotide exchange factor 28
Exons: 36
Coding region: 139-5217 (1692 amino acids)
Biological process (GO): regulation of Rho protein signal transduction; cell morphogenesis
Molecular function (GO): guanyl-nucleotide exchange factor activity
Source: RefSeq, a predicted model, not a curated record